UGGCGCGCGUCGCGACCCGCCCCGUCCCGUCCAGUCUGGCCUGGGCGCUGCCACCCACCAGCCUGUCCUGGGUGUCCCGUGCCCUGCCCCCAUCCAGUCAUGACCCUGCGCCCCCCGCUUCUCCCGCUCCGUCUGCUGCUGCUGCUGCUGCUGCUCUGUGGGGCGGUGUGCCGGGCUGAGGCUGGCUUCGAAACCGAAAGUCCCGUCCGGACCCUCCAAGUAGAGACCCUGGUGGAGCCCCCGGAACCGUGUGCUGAGCCUGCUGCCUUUGGAGACACGCUUCACAUACACUACUCGGGCAGCUUGGUAGAUGGACGCAUCUUUGACACUUCUCUGACCAGAGAUCCUCUGGUUAUAGAACUUGGCCAAAAGCAGGUGAUACCAGGUCUGGAGCAGAGCCUUCUAGACAUGUGUGUGGGAGAGAAGCGAAGGGUAAUCAUUCCUUCUCACUUGGCCUAUGGAAAACGGGGAUUUCCGCCAUCUAUCCCAGCGGAUGCAGAGCUGCAUUUUGACGUGGAGCUCAUUGCACUGAUCCGAGCCAACUACUGGCAAAAGCUGGUGAAGGGCAUUUUGCCUCUGGUAGGCAUGGCCAUGGUGCCAACCCUCCUGGGCCUCAUUGGGUAUCACCUAUACAAAAAGGCCAGCAGACCUAAAGUCUCCAAAAAGAAGCUCAAGGAAGAGAAACGAAACAAGAGCAAAAAGAAAUAAACAAUAAUUUUUAAAAAUCUUU
Messenger RNA from Balaenoptera musculus (blue whale), 730 nucleotides. RefSeq names its product FKBP prolyl isomerase 11 (gene FKBP11). NCBI's taxonomy places the organism in Eukaryota, Metazoa, Chordata, Mammalia, Artiodactyla, Balaenopteridae. The coding region runs from base 100 to 708 and encodes 202 amino acids. The transcript is spliced from 6 exons. The record is from RefSeq and is a predicted model, not a curated record. Gene Ontology annotation, biological process: protein peptidyl-prolyl isomerization. Gene Ontology annotation, molecular function: peptidyl-prolyl cis-trans isomerase activity.